AUGACUAUUUAUAAGUUUAUACGGUUAGAAGAUAGAGCUGCUAAAUGGGCUGUUAGCAAAUAUAAAUCACACUGUUGUUUACCUAAAAACAUUGAAAGAAUAAUGGAUCAGUUAGAUAAUAAGAAUAAUAAUACUUAG
Funneliformis caledonium is the source of this 138-nucleotide messenger RNA. Lineage: Eukaryota; Fungi; Glomeromycota; Glomeromycetes; Glomerales; Glomeraceae. The record is from the annotation of a GenBank genome assembly.